Messenger RNA from Vicia villosa (hairy vetch), 5127 nucleotides. Its product is annotated as myosin-7-like. Gene Ontology annotation, cellular component: myosin complex; cytoplasm; actin cytoskeleton. The record is from RefSeq and is a predicted model, not a curated record. Gene Ontology annotation, molecular function: ATP binding; microfilament motor activity; actin filament binding. The transcript has 41 exons. The coding region runs from base 1 to 4857 and encodes 1618 amino acids. NCBI's taxonomy places the organism in Eukaryota, Viridiplantae, Streptophyta, Magnoliopsida, Fabales, Fabaceae. Gene Ontology annotation, biological process: actin filament organization; vesicle transport along actin filament.
AUGUAUGUACAGGCUGCUCAACUCACUUAUUUUGUUGGAUCUCAUGUUUGGGUUGAGGACCCUGAUGAAGCUUGGCUAGAUGGAGAAAUCCUCGAAUCUAAAGAUAAUGAGAUCACCAUUAGCUUUGAAUCGGGAACAAAGGUUGUUAGCAAAUCAGCUAAUAUUUACCCGAAAGAUCCUGAGUUUCCACCUAACGGUGUGGAAGAUAUGACAAGACUUGCAUAUCUGCAUGAACCGGGAGUACUUCAAAAUUUGCAAAUUCGUUAUACCCUCAAUGAUAUAUAUACAUACACAGGAAACAUAUUGAUAGCAGUGAACCCUUUUCAAAGGUUACCUCAUUUGUAUGCAACUAGUACAAUGGCAAAGUAUAAAGGCGCGGCUUUUGGUGAGCAGAGUCCACAUCCUUUUGCAAUUGCAGGUUAUGCAUAUAGGAAGAUGAUAAAUGAAGAAAAAAGCCAAGCAAUUUUGGUUAGUGGAGAAAGUGGAGCUGGUAAAACAGAAAGUACAAAGAUGCUUAUGCAUUAUCUUGCCUAUUUGGGAGGGAGAGCAGCAACCGAGGGACGGUCUGUGGAGCAACAAGUUCUUGAGUCCAAUCCUGUUUUAGAAGCAUUUGGGAAUGCAAAGACAGUUAGGAAUAAUAAUUCAAGUCGUUUUGGUAAGUUUGUGGAGAUUCAGUUUGAUCAAAAGGGGAGAAUUUCAGGAGCUGCUAUCAGAACUUAUUUGCUAGAACGAUCACGUGUUUGUCAAGUUUCUGAUCCCGAGAGAAAUUAUCAUUGCUUUUAUAUGCUUUGUGCUGCACCAAAAGAGGAUGUUGAACGGUUCAAAGUGGGAAAUCCAAGAACCUUUCAUUAUCUUAAUCAAUCAAAUUGCUAUGAACUGGAUACAUUGGAUGACUCAAAGGAGUACCUUGAUACUAGGAGAGCCAUGGAAGUUGUUGGAAUUAGCGCUGAUGAAACAGAUGCUAUAUUUCGAAUAGUAGCUGCUGUACUUCAUUUAGGAAACAUUGAAUUUGUUAAGGCAAUGGAUGAAGGGAUGGAUUCCUCUAAGCCUAAAGAUGAAAAAUCUUAUUUCCACCUAAAAACCGCAGCAGAGCUUUUGAUGUGCGAUGAAAAGUCCCUUGAAGACUCUUUUUGCAAACGCCUUAUGGUGACUCGUGGUGAGGCUAUAACAAAGUGCCUUGAUCCAAAUUCUGCAGCUCUCAGUCGAGAUGCAUUGGCUAAAAUUGUUUAUUCAAGGCUUUUUGACUGGAUUGUGGACAAGAUUAACAACUCUAUUGGACAAGAUCCAACUUCGAAGAACUUAAUUGGAGUUCUAGAUAUAUACGGAUUCGAGAGUUUCAAGACAAACAGCUUCGAGCAAUUUUGUAUCAAUUUGACAAAUGAGAAGUUACAGCAACAUUUCAACCAGCAUGUUUUCAAAAUGGAGCAAGAGGAAUAUACAAAGGAAGAAAUUGAUUGGAGUUAUAUAGAGUUCGUCGAUAAUCAAGACGUUCUUGAUCUUAUUGAGAAGAAACCCGGCGGUGUUAUUGCUCUUCUAGAUGAGGCUUGUAUGUUUCCAAGAUCAACGCAUGAAACAUUUGCUGAAAAGCUAUAUCAAACACUUAAGGACAAUAAGCGAUUCAGCAAACCAAAGUUGUCGCGAACUGACUUCACCAUCAAUCACUAUGCUGGUGAUGUCACUUAUCAAACUGAUCUUUUCCUUGAUAAAAACAAAGACUAUGUUGUUCCGGAACACGCUGCGCUGCUCUGUGCUUCCAAGUGCUCCUUUGUUUCAGGACUUUUCCCGCCUUUACACGAGGAAACUACUAAAUCAACAAAGUUUUCUUCUAUAGCCACUCAGUUUAAGCAACAACUGCAAUCUUUGCUUGAAACGUUGAACGCGACUGAGCCACACUACAUUCGUUGCGUAAAGCCAAAUAAUCUUCUUAAGCCAGGGAUAUUUGAGAACAACGAUGUGUUACAGCAGCUUCGAUGUGGAGGAGUAAUGGAGGCAAUUAGGAUUAGUUGUGCUGGAUAUCCAACUAGAAAGAACUUCGAUGAAUUUGUUCAGCGGUUUAGUAUUUUGGAACCUAAGGUUCUAAAAUCGUGCCCUGAUGAGAUGACUGCGUGCAAGAGGCUUCUAGACAAAGCAAACCUUCAAGAUUAUCAAAUAGGAAAGACAAAAGUUUUUCUGAGAGCGGGUCAAAUGGCAGAACUAGAUGCAUGUCGUGCGGAGGUCCUAGGAAGAUCCGCAAUCGUUAUUCAGAAAAAAGGUCGCACAUAUAUUUGUCAAAAACAGUACAAUUUAUUGCGAUUCUCUGCCAUAGAACUACAAAGGGCUAUUAAAGGACAACUUGCAAGACGUCGGUAUGAAUGCUUGAGAAGGGAUGCCGCAUCUUUGAUAAUUCAGAAACAAAUCCGCAUGUAUCUUUCGAGAAGUGCUUAUAAAACUAAAUAUUCCAAAGCUGUAUGUAUUCAAACUGGCAUGCGAGGAAUGGCUGCUAGAAAUGAACUUCGAUUCAGGAAGCGGACACACGCUGCAACUGUUAUUCAGGGUUACUACAGAUGUUAUUUAGCUCAUACUUAUUUCAAAAGGCUAAAGAAAGCAACAAUUGCAGUGCAGUGCUCCUGGAGGAGAACAAGAGCACGAAGAGAACUUCGAAAGCUUAAAAUGGCGGCUAAGGAAUCCAAGGCCCUAGAAGCCGCGAAACUUAAUCUAGAAAAGCAAGUUGAGGAACUAUCAGAGAUUCUAGAGACGGAGAAGAGAAUGAGGGAAGCCAAGACACAGGAAAAUGAAAAAUUACAAUGUGCUUUGGAAGAGAUGGAGAUUCGGUUCAAAGAAACUAAAGCGGAGCUCACUCAGGAACUCGAGGCUGCAAAGAAAGUAGCUGAGCAAACUCCUACUAUUCUGGAAAAUAAUGCUGCUGAUAAUGAAUUGAUCAAUAAGCUUACUGCGGAAAAUGAAGAACUCAAGGAGCUUGUUAACUCAUUGGAAAAGAAAACUAAACACGAGCUUUCUGAUAAUGUUACCGACAAUGAACUCGUGAAUAAGCUUACUACAGAAAAUGAACAACUCAAGGAGCUAGUUAAUUCAUUGGAAAAGAAAACUAAACAGCAGAUUCCUGCUAAUUUUACAGAAAAUGAAGUGAUUAAUAAGCUUACUACAGAAAAUGAACAACUCCAGGAGCUAGUUAAUUCAUUGGAAAAGAAAACUAAACAGGAGAUUCCUUCUAAUUUUACUGAAAAUGAAGUGAUUAAUAAGCUUACUACAGAAAAUGAACAGCUCAAAGAGCUGGUUAGUUCAUUGGAAAAGAAAACUAAAGAGGAGUUUCCUGCUAGUUUUACCGACAAUGAAGUGAUUAAUAAGCUUAGAGAAGAAAAGGAACAUUUCAAGGACCAAGUUAGUUCAUUGGAAAAGAAAAUUGAUGAGACAGAAAAGAGAUAUGAAGAAAGUAGCACGAUUAGUCAGGAGCGGAUGAAUCAAAUUAUAGAAACAGAAUCAAAGAUGAUUGAGCUAAAGACGAAUAUGCAAAGGCUUGAAGAAAAACUUUCUGAUAUGGAAACCGAGAAUCAAAUUUUCCGGAAGCAAGCGCUGUUGACCUCAUCGUCCAAGAGAAUUACACCUGCAACAAUUCCGCCUUUGGAAAACGGUCAUCCGAUUGCAGUAAAAACACUUGGUUCAGAAGCUGUGAGGAGAUCUCAUAUGGAGAGACAUCAAGAGAGUAUAGAUGCUCUUUUCAAGUGUGUGAUAAAAGAUCUCGGGUUCUCUGAAGGGAAACCUGUUGCGGCAUUUACCCUUUAUAAUUGUUUGCUACAUUGGAAAUCUUUUGAAGCAGAUAAGACAAGUAUAUUUGAUCGUCUUAUUCAGCUGAUCGGUUCUGCAAUAGAGGAUCAGGAUAAUAACAAUUGUAUGGCGUAUUGGCUGUCCAAUACAUCUGCUUUGUUUUUUCACCUUCAACGAUGUUUAAGAGCGCCAGCACGAAAACCACCCACUCCAACAGGGUUUUUUGGGAGGAUGACUCAGGGUUUCCGCUCAUCAAAUAGUCUUUCGAGUAGUUCGUUUGAUGUAGAACAUCAAGUUGAAGCAAAGUAUCCAGCUUUGCUUUUCAAGCAACAGCUUGCAGCUUAUGUGGAAAAGAUAUACGGAAUCGUUCGAGAAAAUAUGAAGAAAGAAUUGUCCCCUCUACUUUCUACUUGCAUAGAGGAGCACAGAACACGAAACGACAACAGCCAACCAGCCGGUUCAUGGCUCAACAUUAUUGAAUGCCUUAAUAAAUUUCUCAAGAUUCUAAAAGAAAAUUAUGUGCCUCCCAUUCUAGUUCAAAAGGUAUUUAAUCAGACUUUUCAAUAUAUCAACGCAGAGAUAUUUAACAGCCUUCUAUUGCAUAAAGAAUGCUGCACAUUCAACAAUGGGGAGUAUAUAAAAUCAGGGUUAGCUGAACUAGAAUUAUGGUGUAUUGAAGUAACGGAAGAGUAUGCUGGCUCGUCUUUGGAUGAACUCAACCAUUCAAAACAAGCAGUUAGAUUCUUGGUUGCUCAAGAGAAGGAUGAAAUAUCCUAUGACGAUCUUACAAACGACAUCUGCCCGGUCUUGAGUUCUCAACAGCUUUAUAGACUAUGUACACUAUCCUCGGAUGAAAAUGAAAACGAGAACACCAAAAGUGUAUCAACAGAUGUAACUACUAGAUUAAAGCUGCUAAUGACAGAUGAUGAUGUAGGUGAUGAUGACAAAUCCUUCUUGUUGGAAGACAAUUCAAGUCUUCCUAUUAUUGUUGAAGAGGUUUCUCAUUCGCAAAAAGACAAGACAAUUCCAAAAGUAACUCCUCCUGCAGAACUACUCGAGAGUGCAGCAUUCCAAUUUUUACAUGAUUAUAGUUAAUCCUCAAUGCAGCUCUGAUUAAUCACCAUGUUGUAAAUCCAUCCACUCCUUUUUUUUUUCUUCAUUUUUUCAGUGGCAUCCAUAUUUGUAUUGGUUAUAUAGUAGCAAAGGGCAGGGUAGUUUCCUAUUUCUUGUUAACAUUUUCUUUUGACAUUUUUCAUUAGAUUAUCUUAUAUGGAUGUUCACUUGAGGCACAAAUCUUUGUAUUAGUGAGAGAAGAAAAGUAACAUUUGUAAAAUGAUAGAAGUUGAUUCCAUAGAUUGUUGUUGA